Messenger RNA from Oryza sativa Japonica Group (Japanese rice), 714 nucleotides. The record is from RefSeq and is a predicted model, not a curated record. Lineage: Eukaryota; Viridiplantae; Streptophyta; Magnoliopsida; Poales; Poaceae.
CACAGCAAACACUGGGGGUUGUUCUAAAAGCAAGAUGGCAAGAUGCAUAUAUAUGACCUGUCAUAGGUCAAAUGCUUCAUUCAGAGUUCAGACACACUCAACCUGCAUAGCUCAUCCUACUCUCUUAACUCUCAAUCUCUCCCAGCUUCUUCAAAAUUUCCUGCGAGACAAGAUGAGGAUGUCCAAGUUGUCAAUGGCUACUGCUGUGAUCUUGCUCCUGGUAGUGAUGGCCAUGGAGGUUGAGGGCAUUCGAUUGGAUGCAGAAACUCGCGCAGCAACCAGCAACCAAAUGGUCAAUAAAUCGACAGAGAAUGUGCCAAAGGAUUCCGGUGACUCACUAGGCGAGGCGAAGAGAAGCAUUGCUGGGAAUGAAGUUAGGGCUGUAGCACACAAGUUACCUGAGUUCCAUGAAGACUACUAUGGUCCCAGUGACCAUACACCUAGACACCACUGAAGAGAAAACAAUCUUUUUUUUUCUUCUUCUCAAUCUUUUUGUUCAGAAUAGAUUAGAUAUUAGCUAGUCAGCGGCUGCAGGUUGUAGUAGAUACUGAAUUUCAUCUGAGCUUAGUUAGUAAGCACAUGAUGGUAGCAACAUGUGAAUCUUUAACCUAUCUCUUUUUUCCCCUCCUUUUCACCUCAUUAGUGAAAAGGAGCGGUUUUCAUGUACUGACUUGUUGACAAUACUUGAAAGCAACAAUCUCAAGACGUUGUCCA